AUGUCUGAUGUCAAAACCGGGACUGUGGAGACUUUCGAAAGUGCCUACAUCGCAGCUUGGAUCGCGUGUCUUUUCACGCUCUGCACACUUUGUCUACUUUACUGGCUCACGCUUCUGGCAGAUCGCCUCCAACGUCCUCAACGAUCCUACCACCUCCAUUGUCUUUCCCACCGUCCACAUCACGUCAACAGUUGCCAUGGUGCCUGUCUUCUCGCCGAGUCGACAGCUUAUCGCCACGGCAACCCACGUCGAAAGCAUCCCUUGCUGGUGGUCAACUCGCAUGGGGCGCAUCAACCGGAAGUGGACAAAGAUGGCCACUUUUGCUGUGAAAGUGGACAACCGGAAGCAGACUGUAUCCACCAGAUGCGCUCCGUUUCUAAGGCACUCGGCGGUUUCUGCCAACAGCACGACAAUCAUCAUCAUCAUCAUCAUCAUCAUCAAAAUCGCAUCUGCUGCGAUCAUUAUCUGUCAGACAGCAAAGAUGAUCGUGUAAAAUGGACGUCUACCGACGGUUUGAUUCAUCACCACACGCACGACAUGCAUGUUGGUCAAGAUGACAAGAAAAGUGGGCAAAGAGCUGGUUCCGUCUUGGAUCCGAUGCCAUUGUUCCACUUGCAGGAUUGCGUGGAGUCGGGCGUUGCUCAACGCGACACGGCCUGUUAA
This is a messenger RNA of Protopolystoma xenopodis, 663 nucleotides long. The record is from the annotation of a GenBank genome assembly. NCBI's taxonomy places the organism in Eukaryota, Metazoa, Platyhelminthes, Monogenea, Polystomatidea, Polystomatidae.